This is a messenger RNA of Drosophila mojavensis, 686 nucleotides long. RefSeq lists its product as uncharacterized. The annotation marks the transcript as partial. The record is from RefSeq and is a predicted model, not a curated record. Lineage: Eukaryota; Metazoa; Arthropoda; Insecta; Diptera; Drosophilidae. The transcript has a single exon.
CGAAAUACUUUGAAAACCAAAAACAACUUAUCGAUCAAUGCAACAAUCGACAACAUCAACGCAUCAACUGCGAUCGACCAACAUCCUUGCAGGAUACAAACGGCCGCGGACAUGCGCUACCUGCACGAUCUGAAUGUGCAAAUAUCGCAGAAGCGGCGCUCGGUCAGCGUCUCGAGGCAGAGAGAGCGCGACCUGUGCAAUCAGCACUUCGACACAUUCGAAACGUUUUGGGGGCGGCCCGGCCACGGGGCGCCCGUUGCCGACAAGAUAAACAAACUGAAACUGGACAAUUUACUGUACGGCGUCCCAGAAACAGCAGCCAACUGAGGCACUCGAUUCGCAUUCGGCUCGUAGUUUGUUCGACGCAAAUAGUUUGCUCUGAAAUCAAUCGAUGCCCCUCCAUUAUCAUUGGCGCCGUCCGUCAGUCAGCGGAAGUUUCGAUGAAACGCUGUAUUGAAAAUGAAAAUUUUGCCAACUUGCCAAGUUCGUAAGUUGACCGAAGUUUUUGCCAUAGUCAGUUGGGUCGGGCGGACACGCGGACAGGACAGGAGGACACAACAAAUGGCAUUGCCUGUCCCCGGGAACGGUCUAUUGUGUUAGUUUUUAGAAUUUAGUUAGAUUCUAUAACGAACCGGACAUGUCGAGCUUAUAGUAAAUUCAAUUAUGUAAAAACACUAAAUACAUUU